AUGGCGCUCUCUCUCAGCCUCCCCCGACCACCUAGCCUUACCCAUAGCCAUAGCCAUAGCGUAUUCGCUCCAAGAAGAAGGUUCGGUUCGAUCCGAUGCGGCCCACGCGACAACCGCGGACCUCUUCUCAAAGGUCGGAUCCUGAGCACCGAAGCCAUCCAAUCGAUUCAGUCCCUGAAGCGAGCCAAUCGCAACGGCUCCCUCGCCCUUAGCCUCCCACCUCUCCGCCGUCUCCUUAAGGCUGACCUCCUUGCCGUCCUCCGUGAGCUUCUCCGCCAGGACCAGUGCACCCUCGCUUUCCACGUUCUCUCCACCCUCCGUUCCGAGUAUCCUCCCCUGGACCUCACUCUCUACGCCGAAGUCGUCACGGCGCUCUCCAGGAACGGCGAGCGCGACCAGAUAGACGGUCUCAUCGGCGAAUUGGAGGGGAUUGAGGGCGGUUACGGAAGCGACAAGGCCCUGGUCAAGCUGAUCAAGGCGGUGGUGGGAGCGGAGAGGAGGGAGUCGGCGGUGAGGAUAUACGCCAUGAUGAGAGAGAGCGGGUGGGGGUCGGAGUCGUGGGAGGCUGACGAAUACCUGGCGGAAGUUCUGAGCAAGGGCCUGCGGAGGCUUGGGGAGGAAGACUUGGCCGCUCAGGUGGCCACUCAAAGUCAAAGUCAAAGAGUAAGAAUAGGUGGUGGUACUUGA
Microthlaspi erraticum is the source of this 687-nucleotide messenger RNA. Lineage: Eukaryota; Viridiplantae; Streptophyta; Magnoliopsida; Brassicales; Brassicaceae. The record is from the annotation of a GenBank genome assembly.